Messenger RNA from Nilaparvata lugens (brown planthopper), 11079 nucleotides. RefSeq names its product low-density lipoprotein receptor-related protein 6 (gene arr). Gene Ontology annotation, molecular function: protein binding. The record is from RefSeq and is a predicted model, not a curated record. The transcript has 27 exons. NCBI's taxonomy places the organism in Eukaryota, Metazoa, Arthropoda, Insecta, Hemiptera, Delphacidae. The coding region runs from base 279 to 5720 and encodes 1813 amino acids.
AUACUGUAUCAUAAAAGCAAAUGUUUACAAAUAAAGAACACAAGGGUUCACGUUCAGUAAAUGGUGUUGUGGCUCUUAUUAUUUUAAAGUAGUAUGAAAACUGUGAAAUGUAUUUAGUUUGUUGUAACAAAGAGUAUGCCUAUUUUUGUACUACAGUUUUUCGUUCAGUACAGUUCUAAAAGUUUUAAAGUUUAACUAAUAAUUUGAAAUGUGAAUGUCUAUUCGUUUGUUACUGAGGAUUAGAGUAAUGUGGAAAGACAAACUUUUUUGCCACUAGAAUGUUAGUGGCAUUUAAAUUAGCCAUAGUUAAUUAUCUAUUAACUUAUGGAUAUGCUUAUCCGAACCUUAUUUUUUCAACUGCAAAAGACAUUAGAAUUGCCAAUGUUUCUCGACCAACGAAGGCCACCACAAUUGUCAAGGAUCUGGAGGAAGCAUAUGCUGUUGAUUUUUACCAUGCUGGGUCUCUCGUGUGUUGGACUGACCAGGGUCUUGAGAUGAUACAAUGCAUGCAUUUCAAUGGAACAAAUACUGGUCCCAAGAUGAAAGUGGUCACAACUGGCCUGAUAUCGCCUUAUGGGCUGGCAUGUGACUGGCUGACUGAGAAGUUGUAUUGGACCGUAGAAUCUCAAUUAAUUUUUUUUAAUUUCUCAUUCCACAGCCUAAUGUUCUGGACGGACUGGGGCGAAGUGCCCAAAAUCGAAAGAGCAUCAAUGGAUGGUGAUCCAUCUACAAGGAAAGUGAUCGUAGUCAAUGACAACAUAUUCUGGCCAAAUGGGUUGACCGUCGAUUUCGAGAAUAAGCGCUUGUUCUGGCUGGACGGACGUUUGCUUUUUAUUGAAGUGAUGGACUACGACGGCCGCAACAGGCGGACGGUGACUAAGAAAGGCAUCGAGUAUCCGUACGCAAUCACGUUCUUCCAGGAGAAGGUGUACUUCACCGACUGGAAGACAUGGUCGGUGCACGUGAUCGACACGGCUGGCAGUGCGCAUGCGCCGAGGGAGAUCCUGCACGGCGACCUUUGUCCGCACGACAUCCGCGCCUGGGAGCCCAAGCGGCAGCCGCCCAAGGCGACGCCUUGCUCCCACAACAAUGGCGGAUGCUCGCACCUCUGCCUCCUGUCCACGCGGCCACCCGGCUACACCUGCGCAUGCCCCACCGGCAUCAGACUCAUCUCAAACUAUACCUGUGCCAACAGUUCUCAGGAAUUGCUAAUAUUAGUUCAGAAGAGCGAUAUAUCGAUGAUAUCAUUGGACUCGCCGGAUCAUACAAGCCAGGUGCUAGCUCUGCGUGGAAUCAAAGAUGCGUUUGAGGUUGACUAUGAUCCCAUUGACAACUACAUGUAUUGGACUGAUAUUGAGGCGAAGUGUAUAAGGAGAGCAAGACUGAACGGUUCGAAUCAAGAAGACUUUGUGACGGCAGAAGUGGAGAAGCCGGAUGGCGUAGCAGUGGACUGGAUAGCUCGCAACUUGUACUGGACUGACAUUGGUACUCAUCGCAUUGAGGUGGCAAGGCUUGAUGGAAAAGCACGAAAGGUUCUGAUUAACGAAGACCUGAUAAAUCCGCGCGCGAUUGCAGUGUCGCCCGAGCAUGGUUGGCUGUUCUGGUCGGAUUGGUUCGAGAAGCGGCCGAAGAUAGAGCGAGCCUCACUGGACGGCUCCGACCGGCUGGUGCUCGUCAAGGAAGGCCUCGGCUGGCCCAAUGGCAUCGCUCUCGAUCUCAAUGCCAGCAAGCUCUACUGGGGUGAUGCCAAAACCGACAAAAUAGAGGUUAUAAACAUGGAUGGAACCGGAAGGAGAGAGAUAGUCAGCCAUAACAUUCCACACGUGUUUGGCUUGACGCUGCUUGGCGACUGGCUCUACUGGACUGAUUGGCAAAGGCGAAGUAUUGAUCGAGUCGAUAAAAAUACUGGAACCAAACGCCAAGUAAUUUUAGAUCAGUUGCCUCAUGUGAUGGGACUGAAAGCUGUGGGUGCGGGCAGUGGAAGGGGCUGGAAUCCCUGCAAAGAUAAGAAUGGCGGCUGCUCACAUUUGUGCCUCAACAGACCCGGAAACAAACACAUAUGUGCCUGUCCCAUAGGUCACGAGUUGUUGGCCGAUCAGCAUAAUUGUGUCGUACCAGAAGCAUUUCUAGUUUUCGCUCGGAAAGAUCGAAUCGGUCAGAUUAGUAUUGAAAACUCACAUAAUGACCCUGUAACUAUUGUAACUGCUGUAAAAGAUGCAAUUGCUCUAGAUUUUGACGUGAAUAACAAAAUGGUUUAUUGGACUGAUAAUAAAUUGAAAACCAUAUCAAGAGCUUUUAUCAACGGGUCACAGAUCAAAAAUAUAAUUGAAUUUGGACUUGAUAGUCCGGAAGGUCUAGCGGUAGACUGGGUCGCUCACAAUCUGUAUUGGACCGACAAAUCCAACCGACGAAUUGAAGUCGCUCGGCUGGAUGGAUCAUCUCGCAAGGUUCUCUUGUGGUCCAAUAUUCUGGAGCCACACAGCAUUGCUCUGGAUCCUAGCGAAGGCUACAUGUACUGGACGGACUGGGGUAAUGUGGGCACCAUAGAGCGUGCAGCGAUGGAUGGGUCACUGCGGACUGUGGUGAUAGCACGUGCCGGCCACGCCAGCAGUCUGACAUUGGACUAUGGCCAGCGACGCCUCUACUGGACGCAGCUGCAGGGCGCCGGUGCCAUAGAGGGCGCCGACCUUGACGGCAGGCAUCGCUUCCAGCUGGUCAGCAAAGACGUUGUCCGGCCCAGUGCACUCACUCAGUAUCAGAAUCGUGUGUAUUGGGCCGACUGGAGCGGUGGUCUAAUUGAGCGAGCGGACAAAAUGACGGGGAAGAACAGGAGUAGGAUCCACGAGCGGCUGGACAAGGUGACGGAGCUGCGUGUGUUCCACGCGUCACGCCAGGUGGGCUGGAACCAGUGCGCCGUCGUCAACGGGGGCUGCAGCCACCUGUGUCUGGCACUGCCCCCUGCCCCCACCGCCCCCAAGAAGCAGCAGCUGCAGCACGACUCGUUCCGCUGUCACUGUCCCACACACUUCUCGCUACACAACAACAACACUUGCUUGCGUCAGUACCUUCACUCCUAUUGCACACUUGAUUUCGACUCUAUGCUAAUUGACGGCCGGUCGCAGUCGAUCCGUCGCUCGCUGGAGAACGGUAGCCUGUUGAGCGUGGUGAUGAGUGGAGGGGGAACGCAGCAGCCCUAUGACCUGGCCAUCGACCCCUACAGCCACCUGCUCUACUGGAGCUGUGCGACCAGCCACGCCAUCCUUGUCAACCGCAGCGACAGCGGCGAGGCCGUCGGCCAAGUGGUGGGGGCGUCGAAGAUUGACGGCCGGUCGCAGUCGAUCCGUCGCUCGCUGGAGAACGGUAGCCUGUUGAGCGUGGUGAUGAGUGGAGGGGGAACGCAGCAGCCCUAUGACCUGGCCAUCGACCCCUACAGCCACCUGCUCUACUGGAGCUGUGCGACCAGCCACGCCAUCCUUGUCAACCGCAGCGACAGCGGCGAGGCCGUCGGCCAAGUGGUGGGGGGCGUCGAAGGCGAGAAGCCCCAAUACUUGGCUCUGCAUCCUGAAAAAGGGACAUUGGGACAUUGGGGUGAGAAGAAAAUACAAGCCUUUGAGAUGUGGACCUAUCGCAGAAUGCUGAGAAUCUCGUACACCGAUCAUGUUACAAAUGAAGAGGUUCUCAGGAGAAUGGGUAAGAAACUGCAACUCAUUGGUGAAAUCAAGGAGCGCAAAUUAAGGUACCUGGGUCAGAUAAUGAGAGGACACAAGUAUGGAAUAUUGCACCUCAUUAUGCAAGGCAAAAUAACAGGUGGGAGUGUGCCUGUCGCAUCCACACUGCUUCACUACAUUGUAUCUUCAAACCUGAAGGCAUUGCUUGUGAGCACCAGUUUGGCGAGGUUUACUAUGAAGGUGGUUGAAGGGGUGAAGGGUAUUGACGGCCGGUCGCAGUCGAUCCGUCGCUCGCUGGAGAACGGUAGCCUGUUGAGCGUGGUGAUGAGUGGAGGGGGAACGCAGCAGCCCUAUGACCUGGCCAUCGACCCCUACAGCCACCUGCUCUACUGGAGCUGUGCGACCAGCCACGCCAUCCUCGUCAACCGCAGCGACAGCGGCGAGGCCGUCGGCCAAGUGGUGGGGGGCGUCGAAGGCGAGAAGCCCCAAUACUUGGCUCUACAUCCUGAAAAAGGAUUGUUGUUCUGGACGGACGCCGGUGGCGCUGAGCCUCGUGUUCUGCGUGCUCGACUGGACGGGUCGAGUCGCAUUGUGGUCGCCGUUGAGUCGUCGCCUCCCACCGGGCUGGCCAUUGACACCACCGAACUCAAAGUCUACUGGUCCAAUGGCCAAUUCAUCAAUGUAGUCGAUUACUCUGGAGAAAAUAGGAGAAACAUAGUUUACACACGAAGUGGACAAGUGAGCAGUGUGGCUGUGUUGGGCCACUAUCUCUAUUGGAUCGACCGCGAGUCUCAAGUGGUGGAGAGAGUAGACAAGGAGACUGGACGAAUUCGGGAAAUGGUAAUCUCGCGAAUAGCUCACCUCAAUGACUUGGUAGCUGUUGACACAAAGUUGGACUGGAGCAAUCCGUGCAGCGUCAAGUCGAAUGGAUGCAGCCACAUGUGCAUGCCCUCGGGUGGAGGCGGCGAGGGUCGGGGGGCGGAGUGCUCGUGUCCGCACGGCUACACGCUGAGGGAGGACCGGCGGGUGUGCCAGCUGCUGCCCGCCUGCGACCACUUCCCCGACAUGUUCUCGUGCGGGGGCGGUGGCCUUGGAGGCGGUGGGGCGGGGGCGGACUGUGUGCCGCAGGAGUGGCGUUGUGACGGCCGGGCCGAUUGCCCGGACGCCAGCGACGAGAUCGGAUGUCCCAGCUGUCAGCCCGACAAGCAGUUCAAGUGUCAUUCCUCGCAAUGCAUCGAUUUGAGUCUGGUGUGUGACGGCACGCCGAACUGCCCCGACGGGUCGGACGAGUUGUCGUGCCCGUUGUGCAAGAGCUCUGACUUCCAGUGCGCGUCGGGCGGCCAUUGCAUUCCGCUGAUGCUGGUCUGCGACGACAUCAGUCACUGCGCCGACGCAUCCGACGAGACCAACAGUGCAUGCGCCGCCAAAAGGAGGGUUGAUCCAGAAGCACAGGCGUCCAGUGGCCAGGGAGGAUUAAUUCUUUGCAUAUUCAUUGCAUCCAUAAUAAGUAUAGCAUAUGGAGUCUACAAAUGCAUCAGGCCGAAAUCGAAGUCGAGUGGUGGGCUUCCGUGCGAGGGAGACUCGGCCGCUGACCCGCUGUCACCGAAGCCUCAGCGCAUCGUGGGGGCGGCAGGGUUGCAGCCGGGGGCGGUGCGCAUGUCGAUGCUGAACGGCGGAGGCGGCAGCAGCAGCGGCGGCUACGAGGUGUGCGGUGGCGGGGGCGGCAGUCGCAGUGCAGUGACCGGCGCCUCCAGCUCGACACAGUCGCAGCUGUGCUACCCUCUGAAUCCGCCCCCCAGUCCGGCCACCACUGUGCAGCGCGACGCCGACUACUGCUGCCCCCGCUACCUGCCGCCCCCUCCCACCCCCUGCAGCACUGACGUCUGCGACGAGUCUGAUUCCAACUACCGCUGCGACAGCGACCCCUUUCCGCCCCCGCCCACCCCUCGCUCAUACUCUUCCGGCCCACCUUCCCCCUCCUCCUCCACCUACUUCCACCCCCUGCCGCCGCCUCCGUCGCCCAAUGCUCGUUACCAUCAUCAGCACUGCUAGUUUCCAAAGCCGCUCAGUCACAAUACAAAACUCUACCACAUGAAACAUUAUUGAAUUUCUCUACAGCAAUCCAUUUAGUUUAAAGUCAAACAAAUUAUUAUUACUCAUAUUAGACUAAGUUAGAGCUCAAAUACGUGCUUAAUACUUGAAUCUUUUCUAUUGUAUCCGUUUUUAGGGAGUAAACAAAUCAUUAGACCCGUAUUAAGUUUAAUCAGAAGGGAAAACUCGAUGACAUGAAACAGGAAUGAAUUUCUCUAUGGCACCCCAUUAACGUUCAAUAAAUUGUUAUCACCCAUAUUAGACUAGGUUGGAGAUUAAAGACGUGAUUAAUACUUGAGUCAUUUGUAUUAUAUCCGUUUUUAGGGAGUAGAUAUAUUAGUCCGUAAUAGACCAUCAAAUAUUCUAUUUAAGAUCCUUGACCAACUUUUAUAAAAAAAAAAAACAAUUCCAACCUAUUCAUAUAAGAUAGAGAAAUAUUCUAUUAUGUGAUGACCUAUUACAUCACAUGAUCAAUUUUCUUUUUAUACAUAAAUAAGUUAUAUUCGAUAAAAGAUUGUCAACGAUAUUUUUUAAAAUGUUGGAUAAACUAAUGCUGGCCUAAUACAUUAAUGAUUUACUCUGUGUAAACAAAUACCGUACUAUAAUAAUUUACAGUAGUGACUAGAAUUAACUCAUUAAUUUUAGUCACUACUGUAAAUUAGUAUAGUACGGUAUUUGUUUAAAAAGAGUAAAUCAUUAAUGUAUUAAGCCAGUAUUAGUUUAUCCAACAUCUUAAAAAAUAUCGUUGACAAUCUUUUAUCGAAUAUAACUUAUUUAUAUAUAAAAAGAAAAUUGAUCAUGUGAUGUAAUAGGUCACGGUACAUUUGCCUUCUGUAUGUGUUCAGAAUUCGUGUUCAAUUAUCAAAAUUGGUUAUACCAAUAUCCUCUACGUUCCACAUAAAGAAAAAAAUAUAUAUAUAUAUAUUCAAGCCAUCAUCUUGCUUCGCCAGAUUGAACCGUAUGGUUCGACGCUUAACAAUUUAUUCCUGCUUUCCAAUUACUUUCUGUUCUGCUGAUCAGAAACCGUUGAUAUUCCAUUAGUUUUUACGGAAAUAUUCACUCAUUCACUAGCACUAGUAAGUUGAUUCGUAAACACUCUCAUAAGAAUCAAUGCUUAUUAACGAUUCCUGUUUCUACUCAGUAGAAUAGAAAUACAUUGGAAUGCAGGACUUGAGUGAAGUCAAGACAAACUUGAAAAGUUGACUUAACUAUGUCACGAUCAAUGAGAAAGAAGUACUGCGACCAAACGUGUCUGUAUUCACCAACUAAUUUAUUAAGGUUGUAGCUAGCUCUAUCAAUAUUUUGGUCUUUUUUGUUAAAUUUUGGAUUUCACCGACUUUAUUUCUAUGUUGUAACAUACUCGUAAAAUUGUAGAUCCAUGAAAACAAUAGAAUACUCAGACUUUUAUAGAAAGCAUUAUUUUUAUCAGAAAAAUUUAUUGAACAUUAAGGGUUCUCUUUCUCUCUCUCUCUCUUUCUUUCUAUUCCUUGGUUUCUCUGAGUCAUGUCAUAGUUAGUUUUCCUUUUAAUGAUUAGUUUGUACAUUGUCGCCUACUGGAAGCAGAGUGCUCCCAAAUAAUAAAUUAAGGAAUACCGUGGAAAAAAAAUUAAUAUUUUUAAUGAAAAGAGGCAACCUGAACAUUCUAAUAUCACUCUGACUAAUGACCCCACGUUUGAAACUGGAAGAUUUUGAGUUUAUUCAAAGUGAUUUGUUGAACUCAAAACGUUUGCUUGUAGUGGGCGACGCAAGAUAUUAGAAAACACGCAACUAAACAAUAUCAAAAUGAACAAAUAUGAUUACUUAUUUGAAUCGAUGGCAAUUGGCUAUUGAAUCUUUUCCUAUUAUAGUUAGAAUAUUGUAUUCUAAAUAUUGUCAUCCACAUUCAAAUUAUAUGGUUGUAAUAGAAUAUCAUGUGAAUUAAUAGUUACCGUUAUUUUUUAAUGUAUUGGACAUUUUGAAUAACAUAUUUUUCUAUUUACAUACAAUUUAUACUGUAUACAAACAACAAACAACGAUUUAUUCAAUUAAAUGGUUAUAGAUCUAGAAUAAUUAUGUUCCACGCUUCCUAGCUACGGAGAAUUAUUUCCUCUGGAGAGGAAAUAUUUUAAUCUGUAUACAUGAAUUAGAAGAAUUUGUAUAUUAUUUUUUGUACAUAUAUGUACAAAGAAUUAGCAUUUAAUUUCAGGGAGAAUUUAUGUAAUUAUCAUUUGAAAACAUUUACUGAUUGCUGCUAUUGCUAUUUCCUAAUUUAUUAAUAAUCCAAUAGAUCACUCAGCUACGAAUAUUCCGCAGUACAGUUCUUGCAACUGAAAUAUAAAUUUUAUUCAUUCAAAAUAUUUUCAAACAAAAAAAUUAACACAUGAAGUUAUGUUGUCAACGUUUUACUCCACUGUAGCAAAACAUUUUAUGGGACGUUAUUCUUAUUGAGCAAUUCUGUUGAUAAAAUAAUUUUUUCUUCAUGAUAAUCCAUUCAUUGAAAAUAUUUUUUUUUCACAUGGGACCUGAGUAUAUUCUAAUGAUUGCUUGUUUGGACAUUGAAUUUGAAAAUAAUGAGAACGCAUAAAGGGUCACAUGUGGGCCAAUCUAGAUUAACUGUUUUUGACUAUCAAUUGUUUCUUUUUUACACUUGUGUAGUAUUGAAAUGUAUUUAUCAUCUUCCUAUUUCUUAAACCUCAAGAGCUUUAUAUAUUUCUCAGGAAUGUUUGUCCUAGUACUGAAUAUAAAACACCUAUUUAUAAGUCGUGUGAAAUACAGUGAUGCUGAAGUAAUAGUGAAGUAAGUCGAGUAACAGCUUAAUCUGAUGCCUUGAAGUAAUUUCUCUUUAGAAUGUUGAUAGCUCCAAAAAGCAUCACAAUGUAGCCUUUUUCACAAGUUGCCUUAUUGAGAGAUUCAAUUUGAAUAGUUGAAUUUUAUAUUCAUUUUAUUUGUUGAUUAUUAUUAUUUGAUCCUUUUUAUUGAUGUUUUGUAGCAGUUUUUUGGUUGGCUUUUUGUCAGUGUAUGAAAUGAGGUGUUUUGAAUUGGUUAAGUUUUUGUUUAGGUAAUUUCUGUAUCAUAAUACAAUUUAUUUAUCCUUACUUUUGAUACAAAACAUUUUUGUGCUUCAACGAAUUAAGAAAAUAUUUGUGAAAAUGAACUAACUUUGAAAAUUUUCAAUCUGAAAUAUUCUAUUUAAUAUUUUUUAUGGCUGUGCAAUUAGAAAGCUGGCUUUCAUUCUAUAACUUUUCUAUGUAAUUUUUCAUGAGACCAUUGAUCAUAUGAAAAUUAUUUGAUUGAAUACUGAGUGAGCUCAGUUCGAGGCCCAAUGAUAGACUCAACUUUGAAGCAAGAAGAUUGCCAUGCGUAUUCUAAUAUUGCAAAUCUGCCUCAUUACCCAGACACAAGCCUAGAACUCAUGUGGGCAUCACCCCCAGCAAAAAUAUAUUAGAUGGGAGGUAAGAAUUUCUUAUGAGAAAUUAUAAUUGGUCUCAUUUUCCAUACACUAUCUCAAAUGUAUUUUAUUACCUUGUAAUGCACCUCCAAAUAAAUUAAAGCUUGUCUUGAUUAAAUAUAUUUAUAUAUUGUAUUUUAUGGACUCGAUAAAUUUACUAGACUCAAUUACAAAACUUGAAUAAUUACAGAUGAAACUAAUGAGACAUUGCAUUUAUUCGAAUUAGAUCGAAUUUUCAUCUAGCUGUUAAUCCUGUUGUCAAUAUUUGCAGUAGAAGUCUCCGGAGUGAUUUACAGCAUUUAAUUAGAAUUUCGUUCAAUAAUAAUUACUUAAUUAAUUAUUAUUUGAUUCAAACAUUAAUUGAAAAUUGUGAUUUUUGCUCAUUGCAAACAGAUUUGCUAUUAACAUAAGAUGAAUAACGUUCAAUUCCAGUAAUUAAAUUGUAACUAUUGUGAGUAUAUACAGAUGAAUAGAUGAACGUGUUCAUUCUCACAUCUAUAUCUCUUAAACAAAUUACGAUAAAUAAUUCUAUUCAGAACCUUAGAACCUGUUAAUAUCAUAAAUAGCACAGUUAACAUUCAAUUUAUAAACUAUAUUAUUCAAUCGACCAAACACACAGAUCAUAAAAAUGUCCAGCAAGGUAGUAAGUAGAUUGAUAGAAUUCACUCAAAAAUUUCUAGUUACAUUAGUAAAGUAGAAAAUGUAUGAAUACAUUGAUUCGCUUGAAAUUAACUGUCCGUUUAGUGUAUAUUGAUGUUAAUUAGUCACAUAAGUCUGGUCUUCCAUAUUGCUUCGCAAGUAGAUAGAUCAAAUUAAUUUGUGUCCAAUCGAAAUGUCGACGUAAAUUUUGAUUGUACAAUGACUGAAGCUAGGUAGGCUACAAUUGAUUAGGUAAUAUAUAUUCUGUUAAAUUGUAAAUAAGAAAUUGUAAUUAUUAUGUACAAAUGCAAGUUAUCUCAACUUCAUUAUUUGAAGUGAAAGUAAUAAAUACAUCACAAUUACAAAUUAACUGAAAUACAAGUGAGUAUAUCACUAAUUUAUUAUUUUUUUAUAUGUACUAUAAAAGCUGUUACAUAGAAUUUAUAAUAGAAAUAGUAGAUCUAAGGGUUUAAAUGUUUAGUUUUUUGUAAAAAUUGACUUAGUGUACAUUUUUCAUGUACCAAGACUCAUCUCAUCAACCUCUUGAUAGAACUGUUAAUAGAAUGCAUCAUGCAUGAUUUGAUGCAUUUUAAUCUAACGUGGAUAAAGUUCCUUAUCGCUCCAAUUUCUAUUAUUAAAAAUAGAAUAAACCAGUUAGCCUACAAUCCAUGAGUUUAUAAUCCUACAGAGUUGCCAUACAUACAAAUAUAGUGGUGACCCUUGGUAAAAUUUAAAAGAUAUUCAUUAUCUUCAAACUUUGACGACAAUAUUUCAGUAAAACAGACUUUGAUUAAUACUAUUUCUCUGAAAAUUCAUCGAGGAAUUCUGGAAAUUCUUCUCAAAAUAUUAACUCAGAGUGAACUAUCCGUUUCUAAUUUGAUUCCCUAUAUUUUUUACAAAAUCUUCAACUAUGCUUUUCCGUGGUAUGUUGGGUCCAAUAGUUCGAAUAAUCUCUAUUGUAGAGUAGAUUAUUAAUCUAUAGGUAGGUACUACAUCAGAUUUCUUCUGAGCAAUGUUUAUUAUUCAUAGAACCAUCACAUAAUUUUAUUACAUUUAUCGGAUAAUUUAUCCUGUUCUCGAAAAAUACAAUUUUGAUGGACUGAUUAUUGGUUGAUUUCCUUCCAUUGUAUGUUUACUGUAUGAUUAAAUUAUGUGUACCUUUACCAAUGUUAAUAUUACUGUUAUAUUAUAAUAGAAAUAUAUUUCAAUGUUUACUAUCUUCAUCCAACAGAAUAAAACUUGUUCCAAAAUUAA